AUGGACCCCAGCUUGUACAAAGACUUCAAAACCUCGAGGGGAUUCAAUUAUCACUACCUCGCCGUAGCACCUCAACAGAAUCUCCCAUAUCUUCUCUUCGUGCAUGGCUUCCCAUCGAUGUCGUAUGAUUGGCGACACCAAGUACCCUAUUUCAAGGACCUGGGAUACGGCCUGAUCGUACCUGACAUGCUAGGCUAUGGGGGAACCUCUAUUCCCACUGACACGGAGUCAUACAGGAGGUCUCUCGUCUGCAAGGACCUUGUAGAGCUCCUCGAUGCUGGGGAUGCCAAGCGAUGCAUUGUCGUCGGCCACGAUUGGGGCUCGUACGUUACCGCCAGGUUGGCAGACCUGUACGAAGACCGGUUCAUCGCCUUCGCCUUCUUCGCCGUAGGAUACGCACCCCCUAACCCAGACUUUGACAUAGAUCAAGUUCUGGCGUGGACCAAGCAAGUGGUCGGAUACGAGCUGCUCGGCUACUGGAAGUUCUUCUCGGACGCAGAUGCACCUGUGCUCAUUGAGAAGAACUUUGAGUCAUUCGACAGCCUGCUCUACGCGGACGACGCUAGUCUGUGGAAGACGGACCUAGCGCCCUCCGGGGUCUUUCGUGCUUGGAUAGAGGCCGAAAAGACGACCGCUGUUGGCCCGUGGAUUAGCGAGGAGGAACGGAAAAUUCACAGCGAGAUACUUCUGCAGGGUGGUUUGGCCGGGCCCGUGUGCUGGUACAAAGUCGCAACGAGCGGGAUCAUGAACGACGACGACAAGGGUGUCCCAAUUCGAUCCCCCGCAGUGUCGAAGCCUGUGUUCUUCGGCGCAACGAGCAAGGACGCAAUUUGCAUCCCCAAGUUGCAGAUACCUGUCACACAGAAAGCGUGCCCGAACCUCAUCGUCCGCGAGUUCGAUUCGGGGCAUUGGGCGCAGUUGGAAAAGAAAGACGAGGUUAAUAAAGAGCUUGGAGCGUGGUUCACUGCAAUCUUGGCGUCGGCGUCGGCGUCGGCCUAG
Molecule: messenger RNA, 999 nt
Organism: Pleurotus ostreatus (oyster mushroom)
Lineage: Eukaryota; Fungi; Basidiomycota; Agaricomycetes; Agaricales; Pleurotaceae
Exons: 5
Coding region: 1-999 (332 amino acids)
Molecular function (GO): hydrolase activity
Source: RefSeq, a predicted model, not a curated record